AAGAAAUUAAUCAGAUCUUAACACCGUUCUUAUCUGUUAAAUCCCUUUGGCCCAUUGCUGACGCACUACAAAAACUACAACCCCAUCCCCUCCCUCUCCUCCAUUUCUAUCUCUUUCGACAAGGGACCAUUGAGAAACAAAAAGGGAAAGUUUGUCAGCAAUUCAAUGGCUGAGGCGAAGAUCUUUGAACUCAACAAUGGCACCAUGCAAGUCAAAGUCUCCAAUUAUGGUUGCACCAUCACCUCCUUGCUUGUGCCAGACAAAGAUGGGAAAUUGGCUGAUGUUGUUCUUGGAUUUGACACUCUUGAGCCAUAUAUGAAAGGUGCUGCUCCUUAUUUUGGAUGCAUUGUGGGUAGAGUGGCAAACAGGAUCAAAGAUGGGAAGUUCACACUCAAUGGUGUGGAGUACGCUUUGCCUAUCAACAAGCCACCAAACAGUCUCCAUGGCGGGCACAAGGGAUAUGAUAAGGUCAUCUGGGAAGUUGCUGAAUAUAAGCAGGGCGAUAAUCCAUCUAUUACCUUUAAAUAUCGUAGUCGUGAUGGAGAAGAAGGCUAUCCAGGUGAUGUUUCUUUCACUGCAACUUAUACCCUUACUUCUAAGACAACAAUGAGACUUGACAUGGAAGGCGUGCCAGAAAAUAAGCCAACACCGAUCAGUUUAGCGCAACACACUUACUGGAACUUAGCAGGUCAUGAUUCAGGGAGCAUUCUUGACCAUACGAUUCAGAUAUGGGCAAAUCAUAUCACUCCUGUAGAUCAGAACACCGUCCCUACUGGUGAGAUCAUGCCUGUUAAAGGCACUCCAUUUGACUUCACCACUGAAAGUAAGAUUGGUAGUCGCAUCCAGGAGGUCGGCCUUGGAUAUGACCAUAAUUACGUGCUUGACUGUGGAGACGAAAAAUCAGGCCUGAAGCAUGCUGCGAAAUUGAAGGAUCCAACUAGCUCAAGAACCCUGAAUUUAUGGACCAACGCUCCUGGUAUGCAGUUUUACACUGCAAACUAUGUAAAUGGAAUCGUCGGUAAAGGUGGUGUCCAAUAUGGAAAGCAAUCUGCUGCGUGUCUAGAGACGCAGGGAUUUCCUAAUGCCAUCAACCAACCAAACUUUCCGUCUGUUGUUGUUCAACCAGGCGGGACAUACAAGCACAGCAUGUUGUUUGAGUUUUCAGCUGAGUAGGGUAUAUUUUUCGCCUUUUAUGGUAAAUAACAACAAAUGUCUAUCUUAACAAUAUCGUCGAUCUCUUGGUUCCAACUUGGAUUUGGCCAACUACUUUCUUAUGUAGGUUGAGUGAAACUAAUAAACAUCUUGAACUGCAACUCUUGCCUACCCUAUUAAGUUGUCCCAUUUUCUUUCGGGAUGAUAAAUUACACGUUCGCUAGUAUUAUUUCCUCCUCGUCU
Messenger RNA from Sesamum indicum (sesame), 1395 nucleotides. RefSeq names its product Galactose mutarotase-like superfamily protein. Gene Ontology annotation, molecular function: aldose 1-epimerase activity; carbohydrate binding. Gene Ontology annotation, biological process: beta-D-galactose catabolic process via UDP-galactose, Leloir pathway; glucose metabolic process. The record is from RefSeq and is a predicted model, not a curated record. NCBI's taxonomy places the organism in Eukaryota, Viridiplantae, Streptophyta, Magnoliopsida, Lamiales, Pedaliaceae.